AUGGAAAUCAUCAUAUCUACAAGAGAAAGUGACUUGACUGAGCAGUUUCUUCCUAAAAAGCAUUCUCAUUUUCUUCAAGACUCCAGUCUGGGCUCAUUUGGAUUGCUUGCCUAUGUGGGAUACAUCUUGUAUGCCUUCCCUCCCAUGUUUCGGUUGCACCAUUUAAAUGGCAUGCUUCUUGUUUUCAUUCUGUUUUGGGCUGCUAGCACAUAUAUCUUCAAUGUAGUAUUCACUUUCUCCAAUAACAAAUCAUGGAAGGAUAUGGAAAUAUGGGAAACUAUAGGCUUGUGGCAUUACCCUAUCCCAGGAUACUAUUUGCUUGCUCAAUUUUGUCUUGGUUUUCUUUUUGCUAUGUGUAAUCUUGUGAACAGUUCAGUGUUAUUGUGCAUUACUGAUCAAGGACAAUUAACAGCUGAUGAAUCUGUUGUGGAAGGUGAAAGAACUAGACGGUCUGAGUAG
Molecule: messenger RNA, 459 nt
Organism: Sphenostylis stenocarpa
Lineage: Eukaryota; Viridiplantae; Streptophyta; Magnoliopsida; Fabales; Fabaceae
Source: the annotation of a GenBank genome assembly